Lacerta agilis (Sand lizard) is the source of this 1446-nucleotide messenger RNA. Its product is annotated as gastrula zinc finger protein XlCGF7.1-like. NCBI's taxonomy places the organism in Eukaryota, Metazoa, Chordata, Lepidosauria, Squamata, Lacertidae. Gene Ontology annotation, cellular component: nucleus. The transcript has a single exon. The record is from RefSeq and is a predicted model, not a curated record. Bases 237 to 1238 code for a protein of 333 amino acids. Gene Ontology annotation, molecular function: DNA-binding transcription factor activity, RNA polymerase II-specific; RNA polymerase II cis-regulatory region sequence-specific DNA binding. Gene Ontology annotation, biological process: regulation of transcription by RNA polymerase II; central nervous system development.
CACAAGAGAAGGUGCUAUUGCUUUGUUCCCUUUCUUGAAACUCUUAACAGGAUGUCCUUUCUCCCAACUCCCAACCAGGUGAUGGAGAAGUCAGUCAGAAUUUGGAUGAGCCAUCAGAGAUUUCAUUAGGAAUGAAGAAAGCAUAUAAAUAUGUGUAAUGUACAAUGUGAUUCAGUCUGUGAGCACAGUGAGUUCACAACAAUGAACUGAAAACAGUGGAGACGCCAUUUAAAGGCAUGGAUUGUGGAAAGGACUUCCAUGGUAGUGGAAUUCCUUCAAAACAUCAAGGAACUCACACAGGGGAGAAACCAUUUAAAUGUAUGGAGUGUGGAAAGAGCUUCAGCGAUAGCAGAACGCUAAGAGACCAUCAGCGAACUCACACAGGAGAGAAACCAUUUAAAUGCAUGGAGUGUGGAAAGAGCUUCCUUAUGAGUAAACACCUUAAUACACACCACAGAACUCACACCGGGGAGAAACCAUUUAGUUGUAUGGAGUGCGGAAAGACCUUCAGUCAGAGUGGAAAUUUUAAGAGACAUCAGCGAACUCACACUGGGGAGAAGCCAUUUAAAUGCAUAGAAUGUGGAAAGUGCUUCAUUGAUAGUAGAAACCUUACAGACCAUCAACGAACUCACACAGAAGAGAAGCCAUUUAAAUGCAUGGUGUGUGAAAAGAGCUUCACUUGUAGUGGAAACCUUAGAAGACAUAAGCGAAUUCACACAGGUGUGAAAUCAUUUAAAUGUAUGGCGUGUGGAAAGACUUUCCGUGAAAAGGCAAAACUUGCCAUACAUCUACGAACUCACACAGGGGAAAAACCAUUUGAAUGCAUGGAGUGUGGAACAUGCUUCCGUCAUAGACAUUCGCUAAGACUGCAUCAAUAUACUCAUACAGGAGAUAAACUAUAUAAAUGUUUUGAGUGUGGUAAAUGCUACAGACAGAAAGAAUCGCUGAAAAUGCAUCAAUAUACUCAUACAGGAGAUAAACCAUAUAAAUGUUUUGAGUGUGGAAAAUGCUUCAGUCAGAGUGGAAGCCUUAAUGUACAUCUACAAACUCACACAGGGGAGAAACCUUUUAAAUGCAUGGAGUGUGGAAAGUGCUUCAGUCAGAGUGGAAGCCUUAAUGUACAUCUAGAAAUUCACACAAGGGAGAAAACUUUUAAAUGCAUGGAUUGUGGUAAGAGCUUCAGUAGAAGUGGAACGCUUAGAAGACAUCAGCAAACUCACACGGGAAAAACAAUUUAAAUGUAUGUUUGUUUGCAGAAUAAAUCCAGGCAAAUCUGGAGGAUAUCCACCAUUUGGACUGCAUUUGUUCCAGUUGGGUUUCAGGCCCUGCCAUCGGACUGAAACCACCUUGUUGGCACUGGUUGAUUAUCUCUGGGUGAGGGACAGAGGUAAAAGCUGUUUCCUGGUUCUGCUGCAUCUCUCUGUGGCUUUUAAUGCCAUUGACCAU